GAACCUCCAAAUAGACCUUUAUUCUUUUUAACAGACAGAAAAUGUAAUUUUCUUUCCAUCAGGGAACUCUGAAUGUGAGCAAACAUCGAGUGCAGAACGAGGCUUUCAUCACGACGGAGGGUUUUAUCCACCAAGAACACAGAUCUGAGUUCAGACGUGUUGGUGUUCGGCGGUAAGCAUCGUAACCGAGCCGUGCACGGCGACGUGGUGGUGGUGGAGCUGCUGCCGAAGAGCGAGUGGAGAGGAAGGACGACGUCUCUGACCCAAGGACAAGGAGACGAGAAGAACGAGGACGACGAGAGCAGCGCCAUGCCGACAGGCCGUGUGGUGGGGAUCCUGCAGAGGAACUGGAGGGACUACGUGGUGACUUUCCCCACCAGAGACGGAACUCAGAAUCAGAGCAGGAACUCUCAGCGGAUCCUGGCGAUCCCGUGGGACCGUCGCAUCCCCAAGAUCCGGAUCAGCACCCAGCAGGCUGAAGCUCUGCAGGACCACCGGGUGGUGGUUCGGAUGGACUCCUGGGAGAGCACCUCUCUGUAUCCCAACGGACACAGCGUUCGGGUUCUGGGUCGGGCUGGAGAGCUGGAGACGGAGGUCCAGACCAUCCUGAUCGAGAACUGCAUCCACGUCCCUCCGUUCUCAGACGCUCAGCUCAGAGAGAUGCCGCUGAACUCUCCUGAGAAGCCGUGGAAGGUGGACCCGGUCCAGGUGAGGCGGCGCCGGGACCUCAGAGCGACUCACCUGGUGUUCAGCAUCGACCCGCAUGGCUGCGAGGACGUGGACGACACGCUGUCGGUGCGACGCCUCGGCGACGGGACGCUGCUGGAGCUGGGGGUCCACAUCGCCGACGUCACGCACUUUGUUCCAGAAGGUUCUCUGACCGACAUGGAGGCAAGAACGAGGGCGACCACCUACUACCUGGCUGACCGGCGCUACGACAUGCUGCCAGCGGUGCUCAGCUCAGACCUCUGCUCCCUGCUGGGGGGAGUCGACAGGUACGCCAUGAGCGUCAUGUGGGAGCUGGACGCUCAGACUCUGGCCGUCAACAAGGUGUGGUUCGGCCGGACGCUGAUCCGGUCCUCCUACCAGCUGCACUACGAGCUGGCCCAGGCGCUGCUCAACGGGGAACCGGCCCACGUACCGGAGCUGGCCCAGGUCGCUUCUGAAGACAAGGACGCCAAGUUAGCAGAACUCACCCAGGCUCUGGAGAUGCUGACUCACAUAGCCCGACACCUGAGAGCUCAGAGGGACCGAGGAGGAGCUCUGGAGCUGGAGGGGGUGGAGGUUCGUGCUCAGCUGGACGAGGACAGGAACAUCACAGCUCUGGUUCCCCGUCAGCCUCUGGAGGUCCAUGAGACGGUGGCGGAGUGUAUGAUCUACGCCAACCACUGGGUGGCGCGCAAGAUCCAGGAAAGCUUCCCCUCCCAGGCCCUGCUGAGGCGUCACCCGCCUCCACGACAGGAACUGUUCAGCCAGCUGGUGGAAACCGCCAAGGCCCAGGGCUUCAGCGUGGACACCAGGACCAACAAGGCUCUAGCGGACUCCCUGGACCAGGCCGUGGACCUGCAGGACCCCCUGGUGAACCGGAUGCUCAGGAUGAUGGCCACCCAGGCCAUGUCCCAGGCCAUGUACUUCUCUACUGGAGCCCAGCCUCAGGACCAGUACUACCACUACGGUCUGGCUCUGGACCGCUACACUCACUUCACCUCACCCAUCCGUCGCUAUGCCGACAUCAUUGUUCACCGCCUCCUCAUCGCUGCCAUCGCCAUGGAUACAGGGGCGGAGCCUAAAGCACCGGGCAGCAACAAGGAAGUGGAGGAGACGGCUCAUCACAUCAACAGCAAGAACAGGGCGGCUCAGAGAGCCCAGAACUUGUCCAUGGCGCUGUUCCAGUGUCUCUACUUUAAAGAAAAAGACCCUCAGACGGACCCUCGCUGUGUGGCUGACGCCAUCAUCUACGCCAUCAGAGACAACGGAGUCCUGGUGUUCAUCCCAGAGUACGGGGUGAAGGGUCCGGUCUACCUGAGGAACAAGGAGGGUCAGGUGGUGUCGGUGGGUCCAGACGGCGGCUGUGAUUGGCAGAGCGGCUCCGUACGGCGGCACCACGACCGGAUCAGCACCGAGUCGGCCAGCGGCAGCGCCACCUUCAGGCUGUUCGACCACAUCACAGUCCGGAUCUCGGUCCAGUCCUCCAGCUGCCACGCCGACUCUCUGAACCUGGAGCUGAUCAGGAACCGGCCUCACGGCGGCCUGGAGGCCCAGCGGGGGGGCCGGGGCCAGCUGGUCCAGGAGGUGGUCCAGGAGGCGGUCCGGCUGGUCCAGGAGGCCCAGCAGAGGGAGGCCCGGCCCAGACUGUCCAAGGAGGAGAGGGAGUUCAGUCAGAGCAGAACCCCCAACCUGUACUCUCUGCUGGAGGAGGUGAGGGAGCUGGCGCUGAGGGACCUGGACCGGCCCGAUCCGGUCUGUGCCACGACGGCUUAAAGGGUCCAGAACACGGGAAGGUCACGUAUGACCUGUGGGAACGACUCAGUUUCCUCUCCAGAGCCAAACGUCUGUUCAGCUCCAUCCGUCGGAGCUGCUCCUCGGUCAGAGCCGGAGCUGCUGGAGAUCUCUGAGGUCCUGGAGAUCUCUGAGGUCCUGGAGAUCUCUGAGGUCCUGGAGAUCUCUGAGGUCCUACGGGAGCCGGAGUGGAGCUGAUCGGAGCCUGGAGGUCGUGAAGGAAACCCUCCCUGCUGAACGGAUCCUCAAAGACCUGCAGCUCAGGUGGGGCCUCCUCCUCACCUACACCCACAGAUAUUAAAAACAAAACCAUGUUCUUCAAUAAACCAACUCCCUGAGAACCAAAGUUUAACCUGCUGCUCUACAACCUGACUGUUGGCGCACAAAAACGUCUGUUCUGAAUGAAUUUAGUGAACUUUAUCUGCAUUUGGCAGAUGGAAACCCACCUGAAUCUCUGCUCGAACACAUUUUAAAGCAGGGAGUCAAACUGAUUCUAGUUCAGACCAGUAAAAUCAGAGCCUAAUUAAAGCUGCAAGCAGCGUUGGUCAGGUCAGAGAGUCCAAGCAGGUCCUCCAGUCUAACCCCAGAUUAUUUUAUUUACCUUUCUAACUGUAAAAGGGUUUCUAAGUAAACACAUUUCUAACACUCCAUGUCUGAUUUAUUUGUGAUUUUAACCAUGAACACCCAGUAAAUGGAAAUCUUUAUGAAAAUAUUUACAAGAAAUGUCCAAGUGGCAGCAGAUAAAAAAACAGAUACACUGGAGGCUUGAAAUUUAGAAAAAUAGUUUUUUAAAAGUUCAGUUUAUCAUUUCCACAUCAAAACUUACUGAUCAGUUUAAAAAAAGCACAAAGCAUUCAGUUUCAGGGAUGUGGAGCUGAACUAUCUAAUAUUUUAUAAUCACAACUUUUUAAGGUCUAGAAAUUAUUUUAAAUUUGCAGCUAAUGUUGUCUAUAAUGUUUACACGCCCAGCUUUAAAUUAAUGCUGCUUUCCUCAUCACCAUCUGUGAACUCAUCUUUAUUCUACCUUUAUUUGAGCCUCUUCCAGCUGCUGAAUGCUGCUCAUUCCCAACAUUUAUCUGGUCUCACCUGUAAAGUCCUCAUGUGUCAGCGGCAUGUCCAGUCGGAUCCGUUUCAGACAAGUCUGCACAGAAGAACAAUGAGACGCUGUAAAAACGUCCACAGCAGGAUUCAUGGAAACUCUCAGCAGCUUCUUCCAACCUGAACUUCUUUUUUGCUGCCCAGUUUUUCCACCUUGUCGAUAAAAUCUUCAAACUGCAUUUUAGGAUACAAGCGGUGAGCCCAGUUCUCCAUCUUCUGCAUCAGCAGACGCAGAUUCUCCACCUGAAGAGACCAAGAAAAACCAGGAAGAACUGGUGAGAAACCAGGGGAUUCAUCUAGAAAAACCAGGAAGAACUGGUGAGAAACCAGGGGAUUCAUCUAGAAAAACCAGGAAGAACUGGUGAGAAACCAGGGGAUUCAUCUAGAAAAACCAGGAAGAACUGGUGAGAAACCAGGGGAUUCAUCUAGAAAAACCAGGAAGAACUGGUGAGAAACCACAAGAUUAAACACUAGAAAUAAAUGAGGUGUAGAGGAGAAAAUAAUAGAAUAAAUACAAUGCAGUUGGGACGUUGUAAAUAAAAGAAAAUUACAAUGAUUUUAAAAUCUUUUUCAACCUAAAUUCAAUCAAAUACAGUCCAAAGUCAAGAUAUUUAAUGUUCAAACUCAUACAUUUUAGUGUUUUUCAUGCAAAUAUUCACUCAUUUUGAAUUUGAACAUUAAAUAUCUUGUCUUUGGAGUGAAGUUGAUUGAAUGUAGGUUGAAAACUAUUUGUAAAUCACUGUUCUGUUUUUAUUCACACAACUUCAUUGGAACUGGGGUUUGUAGAAUAGAAUAGCAGAAUCACAAUAAAUUGUGUGUGUGUGUGUGUGUGUGUGUGUGUGUGUGUGUGUGUGUGUAUAUAUCUAUAUAUAUAUACACACACAUAUGUUAAUUUAAUAUAGAAAACUAUACAAAAUGUACAACAAAGUCUGAAACAUGAUGAAUAAAAAUGAAUUAAACUGAAAAAUGCACCGUAAAGUGUCAAAUUCUGACAAUAAAAAUAUAAAUUGAUUAAUAAAAAUACAAAAAUCAGCUCUAAAAUGGGAACUUUUGGUGCAUUUUGUUGAAACUAACUCAGGUGGGAGAAGUUUGGUUUCUAAUAUCUGCUUAAAGUUCUUAAAUCUUUCUUCCCUAAACUUAACCAGGAAGUUUUGUUGUGCAACUGAAAAUAAUUUAAACCAAAUGUUGAUAUAAAAAUAAACGGCUGAUUUUUUCUUUUUAACCCAGAACAUGAAGACACAAGGAUCCUGUCAAUUGUUUUCUAAAAGCAAGACGUAGAAAUCUGAUAUUUAUUAUAUUUGUUGCUUUUCUGGUUGUUUGAAUCUGCAGAAUAAAAUAAAAUAAGCUAAAAUAGGCAGAACACUGACAUGAUAAACUAAUAUAAACGUACGAGGAUUUUAAAUGAUUCAUUCAAGAUGUGGAAGCUUUAAAGUGUGGGACAAAAGAGAUGAUUUUCUUUUCUGUACUUUAUUCUAUUGAGCGUUUCUGUGCCUCAUCGUCUUAAACAGACGUUAAAAUCUCCUCCGUCUGCUGUGUUUGUAGUUCCCACCUCGUGUCCUUUUCCUUUAAAGGUGACGUUGUCAAACAGAGUCCUCAGAGCUGGAAGUCCUCGUUCUGAAAUCAGCCUGAAGAAGAAAAAUCUGUGUUAACAGUUAAAAUAACAAAGAAAUCAGAGGUGGAGCGUUACAAAUGUGUUUACUUAGAAACGCUUCACAGUCAAAAAGCUGCAAUAAAAUAAUCUACAGUCCUCAGUGUGAACUAAAGACUAUUAUCACCAAUAAUCAAACAGAAAAUGGUGAAAAAACGCCCAGAAAUAUUCAGUUUACUGUCAUGGAGGAAAGAAAGCAGAAAAUAUUCAUAUUUCCCCCCCAAAAUGACUGAAAUUAAUGAAUCAAUCAGUUGUUUGGUCUCUAAAAUGUCAGAAAACGGUGAAAAACGCCCGAAAAUAUUCAGUUUACUGUCAUAGGAGAGGAAAGAAAGCAGAAAAUAUUCACCUUGCUUCUUGAAAAAAUCAUUAAAACCAAUUAAUCAUCAGAAUAGCAGAUAGUUAAUUUAAAAGUUGACAACUAGUCGAGCCUGUUAGAAUCCAGUUUGGGUUUUAUUUUAUUAUUUAAACCAGUUAGAAUCCAGUUUGGGUUUUAUUUUAUUAAUUUAAACCAGUUAGAGUCCAGUUUGGGUUUUAUUUUAUUAAUUUAAACCAGUUAGAGUCCAGUUUGGGUUUUAUUUUAAUAAUUUAAACCUGUUAGAGUCCAGUUUGGGUUUUAUUUUAUUAAUUUAAACCUGUUAGAGUCCAGUUUGGGUUUUAUUUUAUUAAUUUAAACCAGUUAGAGUCCAGUUUGGGUUUUAUUUUAUUAAUUUAAACCAGUUAGAGUCCAGUUUGGGUUUUAUUUUAUUCAUUUAAACCAGUUAGAGUCCAGUUUGGGUUUUAUUUUAUUCAUUUAAACCAGUUAGAGUCCAGUUUGGGUUUUAUUUUAUUCAUUUAAACCAGUUAGAGUCCAGUUUGGGUUUUAUUUUAUUCAUUUAAACCAGUUAGAGUCCAGUUUGGGUUUUAUUUUAUUAAUUUAAACCUGUUAGAGUCCAGUUUGGGUUUUAUUUUAUUCAUUUAAACCAGUUAGAGUCCAGUUUGGGUUUUAUUUUAUUAAUUUAAACCAGUUAGAGUCCAGUUUGGGUUUUAUUUUAUUAAUUUAAACCUGUUAGAGUCCAGUUUGGGUUUUAUUUUAAUAAUUUAAACCUGUUAGAGUCCAGUUUGGGUUUUAUUUUAUUAAUUUAAACCUGUUAGAGUCCAGUUUGGGUUUUAUUUUAAUAAUUUAAACUUGUUAGAGUCCAGUUUGGGUUUUAUUUUAUUCAUUUAAACCAGUUAGAGUCCAGUUUGGGUUUUAUUUCAUUAUUUAAACCAGUUAGAGUCCAGUUUGGGUUUUAUUUUAUUAAUUUAAACCUGUUAGAGUCCAGUUUGGGUUUUAUUUUAUUCAUUUAAACCAGUUAGAGUCCAGUUUGGGUUUUAUUUUAUUCAUUUAAACCAGUUAGAGUCCAGUUUGGGUUUUAUUUUAUUCAUUUAAACCAGUUAGAGUCCAGUUUGGGUUUUAUUUUAUUCAUUUAAACCAGUUAGAGUCCAGUUUGGGUUUUAUUUUAUUAAUUUAAACCUGUUAGAGUCCAGUUUGGGUUUUAUUUUAUUCAUUUAAACCAGCUAGAGUCCAGUUUGGGUUUUAUUUUAUUAAUUUAAACCUGUUAGAGUCCAGUUUGGGUUUUAUUUUAUUAAUUUAAACCUGUUAGAGUCCAGUUUGGGUUUUAUUUUAUUAAUUUAAACCUGUUAGAGUCCAGUUUGGGUUUUAUUUUAUUAAUUUAAACCUGUUAGAGUCCAGUUUGGGUUUUAUUUUAUUAAUUUAAACCUGUUAGAGUCCAGUUUGGGUUUUAUUUUAUUAAUUUAAACCUGUUAGAGUCCAGUUUGGGUUUUAUUUUAUUAAUUUAAACCUGUUAGAGUCCAGUUUGGGUUUUAUUUUAUUAAUUUAAACCUGUUAGAGUCCAGUUUGGGUUUUAUUUUAUUAAUUUAAACCUGUUAGAGUCCAGUUUGGGUUGAGGUCUUUUCACUCCUUUUCUUUUAGCUGCAGGAACUUCAGCCAGUUUGGAAACAUCUCCUCCUCCUUCUUCUUCUCCUCCUGCGUUAAAAACACAAACAGAAAGCACUAAUUAUCAUCUGCAGGUUUUUAUUACGUCUAAACUUCUCAUUUACAUGAAUUCUUUGAUAGUUUAAUCGUCUAAACUGGUGUAAAACGUUGGAGGUUCUCCUCACCGUUGGUCAAAAGCUCUCCGUCCUCCCGUCCUCCCCCACCAGGGGACACAGGAGGGGGGAGAGGAGGGAAGGAUUCGUCCUCGUAGUCUGGAAACUCACUCAUGGUCUCCAAGUCCUGGAGAAGAAUCCAGAAUUAAGAGUUUGGAUUCAUUUAGCUGAUCAGAAAACUGCUCAUCUACUGGAAAUCUAACUUUAAAAGUCAGUAAAACCUCCUAUCUCUGGGUACAAACUCUGAUUUUAUGCACUUCUAUGCCAUUUUAACAGUCUAUCAGAUUUAUUUAACAGCUGUCUAAUUGGUAAAAUGUUCUAUUUAUAUUUAAAUGAGAAACUAAACGUUCUUUUUCCUGCAUUUUUCCAGGAGGUCAUUCAGUAAAUCUAUAUUUUCUUAAUUCCAGUUGUUUUCAUUUGAAGUCCUCUGUGGAAGAUGGAUUUAUCCUCUGUGUUCUUUCUGAUGUUUUUAAAUGUUUACAGGUUUCAGUUUGUUCUUAUCUGAUUUGGGUUCUAAAGACUGAACCGACUGUAAAACUUCCAGCUUUGUUUCAUAGAUUUUAUCUGGACUUGGUUUGUUCUGGUCUAACGUCGUCUACGUGUAACGAAACAUUUUACUCUUCCUGUUUUGCUUUUUUACAAAUAGAAUAAAGGUUUCUGAAGUUAGAAA
Molecule: messenger RNA, 8042 nt
Organism: Amphiprion ocellaris (clown anemonefish)
Lineage: Eukaryota; Metazoa; Chordata; Actinopteri; Pomacentridae
Gene: dis3l
Product: DIS3 like exosome 3'-5' exoribonuclease
Exons: 14
Coding region: 310-2481 (723 amino acids)
Biological process (GO): rRNA catabolic process
Cellular component (GO): cytoplasmic exosome (RNase complex)
Molecular function (GO): 3'-5'-RNA exonuclease activity; RNA binding
Source: RefSeq, a predicted model, not a curated record